GAGAGAGAGAGAGAGACGGUGGAAAGAAGAAGAUGAAGAGCGACGGGGGAAGCUAGGAACCUCAAUUUCAGUACGUGAAAGGUACGGGUCCAAGAAAGAAGAAGGGUUGUUCUAGUGCACAACUUUUGAAAAAAUCACAAACAACUCAAGAAGAUGGUGGCAGCUCCCAGGGAGCGACCCAAGCUCAGUAGCUCCCCACAUCACCUACUGAACAAACUGACAUGUUUUGCAGCCCACAUACGGUUGUUGGCUCCGUGGCAACUCCUGCAAUCCCUUCAACAGUGUCACAAAAUCUCAAAUGCAAAAGAGGCCCUACCAAGCUGAAAACGAUUGCUGUAGAUGGAGGUAGUCGGAUUGAAGUUAAGUUUGACGAGAAUGGUCAACCAAUCGGUGAUGGAUCAAUCAAGUUGUCUUCUUUCUUAGGACCUCUAGUUCGAGAGAUUGUACCAUAUACAAUUUCAGAUUGGCGAAAGCUUCCUACGGGAAUGGCAGAAAUCCUAUGGCGAUCCGUUAAGGUGAGAUUCAAUCUUCAUGAAGAAUGGCAUAGAGAAAUGGUUUUUCAGAGAAUGAAUGAAGAUUGGAGAGCCUCAAAGUCGACAUUAGUCAGAAAAGUAAGAAAUGCUUCAAAUGAGGAAGAAAGGCUAAAGCUACAGCUUGAUAACAUCAAAUCGCUACAAGAUUGGAAGGAUUUUGUGAAGGAAAAGACUAGUGAACAAUUCAAGGUUAGAAGCAAUAAAUUCAAAGGUAUGAGACAGAAACAGUUGGAGCUGCAGCAUACUAUGAGUCGUAAGGGAUAUGCAUGGUUGACUGCUGAGCUGAAAAAGAAAAAAAGAGGUGUCCUCCAUAAGUAGAGCUGUUGUUUGGGCUGAUGGACAUACAAACAAGAAAGGUCAACCCGCAAACAAAAAAAUUGCUCAAAAGAUUGUAAGGCCAUGGCUCAUUCUUUAUAUGUGUGUUUUAUUGGUUAUAUAUGUUCACAGUCUGGUCGUAGUCAUUUACAUUGGUUUAUUGUUAUGCCAUUUUUAGAAACAGAUGGAAAAAAUUGAACGGGAUAAACCAAACUCAUCUUCAACUAAUCCAAAAGAAGAUGCUCUUUCUCAAGUGCUUGGUCCCUAGAAGCGUGGCCGGUUAAGAAGAUUUGAAAAAGGAGUGAC
Rhododendron vialii is the source of this 1154-nucleotide messenger RNA. RefSeq lists its product as uncharacterized. The coding region runs from base 222 to 851 and encodes 209 amino acids. The record is from RefSeq and is a predicted model, not a curated record. The transcript has 6 exons. NCBI's taxonomy places the organism in Eukaryota, Viridiplantae, Streptophyta, Magnoliopsida, Ericales, Ericaceae.